AUGAGUGAAGAAAUUAACAAUGCAGGACAAAUGAAUCAUAUGAAUGGUUCUGCUCCAAUGAUAGGAGGAAAUCAAAAUAGUGGACGUUCACGUUACAUUCCACCACACUUAAGAAAAGGUGCUGGAGAAACUAUUCCGGAAGGAGCUCCUAUGGGAGAUCAUCAAAGAGGAAAUUUUAAUAGUGGUUAUAAUAACUAUCGUAAUAAUGGUUAUAAUAAUCAAAUGGGAAGUGGAAUGAGGAAAGUACAUUCAUUUAAUGGAAUGCAACAACAACAACCACCACAACAUGAAAAUGUUUCUGGAGGAGGAUAUCAAAAUAAUCGUGGUGGUUAUAAUAACCGUGGCGGAUAUCGUUCUCAAAACAAUGGUUACGUAAAUUCUGGUGGAAGAGGAAAUUAUUCAGGAGGUAUGAGUACUGGAUACAAUAAUCAAAGAGGAGGAAAUUCAGGACAAAGUCGUCCACAAUACAAUGGAAGAUUUAGUUAUGAUCGUCGUCAAGUUCAUGAUGAAAGUCAAUGGCAACAAGGUCAAGGAAAUUCUGGAUUCCAAUCUAAUAAUCGUUGGAAUCGUGAUGAUCAAGUAAGUUGGGAUCAACAAGGACCUAUUGAUCAAAAUUUGGAAGCUGAGUUAUUUUCUGGAAUGAAUUCAGGAAUUAAUUUUAAUAAAUAUGAAGAAAUUCCUGUUGAAGCUACUGGACAAGAUAUUCCACGUGCAAUUUCUACUUUUCAGGAUUUACAACUUCAUGAAUGGAUUGAAGAGAAUAUUAAGAAAAGUGGUUAUGAUAGACCUACACCUGUUCAAAAGUAUUCUAUUCCAACAUUGAAUAGUAAAAGAGAUUUAAUGUCUUGUGCUCAAACAGGAUCUGGAAAAACUGCUGCUUUUCUAGUUCCAUUGAUUAAUCGUAUUCUUUUGGAUGGACCUGGUGAAUUAAAAAGACCUCACAUUCGUCAUGAUGGAAAAACAACUCAGUAUCCCGCUGCUUUGAUUAUUUCUCCAACAAGAGAAUUAUCUCUCCAAAUUUAUAAUGAAUCAAGGAAAUUUGCCUACAGAACACCUAUUAUUUCUGCUUUAUUGUAUGGUGGAAAAGAAAAUUAUCGUGAUCAAAUUAAUAAACUUCGCCUCGGUGUACAUAUUUUAAUUGCAACACCUGGAAGACUUAUCGAUGUUAUUCAACAAGGAUAUAUUGGUUUAGAUGCUUGCAAGUUUUUGGUUCUUGAUGAAGCUGAUAGAAUGCUUGAUAUGGGAUUUGAACCACAAAUAAGGCAAAUAGUUGAACUUAAUAAUAUGCCACCAAAAGGGCAACGUGUAACAGCUAUGUUUUCAGCUACAUUCCCUAAAGAAAUUCAAAUGUUAGCUCAAGACUUUCUUCUUCCAAAUUAUGUUUUCUUAGCUGUUGGUAGAGUUGGUUCAACAUCAGAAAAUAUUUCUCAAAAAGUUGUUUGGGUUGAGGAGAAUGACAAGAGAUCUCUUCUUAUGGAUCUUCUUGAUGGUGGUGAUUCACAAGCUUUAACUCUUGUAUUUGUUGAAACUAAAAGAGGUGCUUCGGAUCUCGCAUUUGUUCUUGGUCGUCAAGGUUAUGAUGUUGUUGCUAUUCAUGGAGAUUUGAAACAAAUUGAACGUGAACGCCACUUAGAAUCUUUUAGAUCUGGACAAACACCUAUUUUGGUUGCCACAGCUGUCGCAGCUCGUGGUUUGGAUAUUCCUAAUGUAAAACAUGUUAUUAAUUAUGAUUUACCUAAUGAUGUUGAUGAGUAUGUACAUCGUAUUGGACGUACUGGUAGAUGUGGAAAUGUUGGUUUAGCUACGUCAUUCUUUAAUGAAAAAAAUAGGAAUAUUUCAAAAGACUUGGCAGAACUGGUUAUUGAGGCUAAUCAAGAAUUACCAGAAUGGCUUCAAAAAAUGUCCGAAGAAGUUAGUAAAGGAGGCGGUAAAAACUACAAUAAGAGACUUGGAAACAAAUUUGGUGGAAAAGAUCAUCGUACUCAAUAUGGUGGUGGUGGUUUCCAAGGUGUUCAACAAAGAUCAAAUGCAGGAUUUGGUAAUUAUAAUCAACAGAACAGAACACACCAAGAUAGCUGGUGGUGA
Molecule: messenger RNA, 2085 nt
Organism: Strongyloides ratti
Lineage: Eukaryota; Metazoa; Nematoda; Chromadorea; Rhabditida; Strongyloididae
Product: ATP-dependent RNA helicase DDX3Y
Exons: 2
Coding region: 1-2085 (694 amino acids)
Biological process (GO): cell differentiation; gamete generation
Cellular component (GO): nucleus; P granule
Molecular function (GO): RNA helicase activity; RNA binding; ATP binding
Source: RefSeq, a predicted model, not a curated record